This is a messenger RNA of Daldinia loculata, 1374 nucleotides long. RefSeq lists its product as uncharacterized. The coding region runs from base 151 to 1284 and encodes 377 amino acids. The record is from RefSeq and is a predicted model, not a curated record. NCBI's taxonomy places the organism in Eukaryota, Fungi, Ascomycota, Sordariomycetes, Xylariales, Hypoxylaceae. The transcript has a single exon.
CUAAAAGUUGACGUAUUCCGCAGGCCUUGGUGGUGGAGUUGCCAAUUAUUACUAUUAUACUCUACUUAUCGCCGCACGCACCGUUGCAUAUCUACUUGACAGUCAUAAGUAAUAUCAUUUAGUCAUCUGAGACGAGUACACAUAAGCAAUAUGGGAAUUGCAAGAGGUCAGUCAAAAUUAUGGAAGCCUGCUCGCAAGACACGCUCGCUGUUCGACAGGCAGCUCGCUUCACCGAAGGAUUACAGGCUGCGUAUGAGCUCCGGUUGGACAAUAAGCGAUGGGACGUAUACAGCCGUGCCCGAAGAUCGAAGGACUAAGAAGAACGUACCGUAUCCGACCUACAUUCACCAGGCUUACCGGGCCACGUUCGGACUUAACACUCUUCAGCUUGCCCACAAUGCCCCGAUUACCUUAUGCGCCAUGGACGUCGCGACCGAUCACCUGUGGAAAUGCGCUCCCCCUUUUAUCCAGAGUGAGGUCAAUGUCCAUCCUCCAAACGGGCCCGCACUCUGGUCCCAAGACGAGAGCCAUCAGGAGGCGAUUUAUCAGGAGACGGAGCGCCAGACAGAGAAGAGAGGCAAGGACGUAUACGGGGAAUUCAAGACCAAACCUUGGGGUAUCUGGCCGCUCUGGGUGGAGGACCAGUGGGGGAGCGAUUACGUCCUGCUCGUCUGGUAUGCCGACGAUACGGACGCAUCUGCCAACUCCUUCGACACUGUCACGAUGGCUGCCCUGUACGACCCGCGCCGUUAUCCGCUGGGCGAUAAGGAUGGAAGGCAUCACCCGAUUAUCGAGCGCAAGGAGAGACUAGAGGGACAGGUACAGAAGUUCUUUAACCGCGCGGGCUUUGACACGUCUAGGUUGGUGUUCAAGGAGGGAAAAAUUAGCCCCAUGCCGCUCGACGAAACGACGUCGGGAGAGCGCUGCUUCGCGGCCGUCAAGGAAUUGCUGGAAUGCAUUAUGAACUACUACCUUGAUAUAGCCCAGGGAGCCCAACAGGACUUUUCGAAGGGCUUCUGGAAUCUCUCGCAGUGGGUCAACCCGUAUCAGUACCGCAUCGAGAUGACCGGUAUCAAUGCGUGGGUGUUGAUGGCAACGUUUGACUACAACGCCCGCAUCGCCGUCGAGUGUGUCGAGCCCGAUAUCAAGGCGGAGGUUGUGGUCGACGGUCAACGCCGAUUAAUUAGGCCUGCCGACCUUGCUGGUCCGUCUACCCCGCCGGAUGUUGCUGCAGACAACUAUCUUCUCUACCCAAGUCUCGAAUCAGAUCCCAAAUCAGCUUGAUGAGAUGAAGCCUGAAGACGAAAGGAUUUUCAGAGUUUCCUAACGAUGAGGACUAGAAUCUCGGGGUGGGCAACGGCGUAACUGGAGUUC